Molecule: messenger RNA, 8918 nt
Organism: Seriola aureovittata
Lineage: Eukaryota; Metazoa; Chordata; Actinopteri; Carangiformes; Carangidae
Product: sterile alpha motif domain-containing protein 9-like
Exons: 5
Coding region: 206-5299 (1697 amino acids)
Cellular component (GO): cytoplasm
Molecular function (GO): protein binding
Source: RefSeq, a predicted model, not a curated record
UCGUCUUCCAAGUAGAAAUGAAACUGACUGUCACUCUGACAACUGACUGUUGUUUUUUAGACACACAAUAAGAGAUAACAAGAUUUGUAAAUUAUACAAGAUCUGCAAAAUAUCAUAACAACACAAAGAAACACAAGAGGACACAAAGAGGAGAUAAUGAAAGAAAGUCAAGAAGGCCAGUCCACACCCUCAUGACAGAGCAAAGAUGGAUGCCAAGCUGCAGAGGCAAGAUAGUUGUUCAAGCCAUCUCUCUAUGAUGAGCAACAUGUCUAAAGAGGAGCCUCCAUUUUUCGGCAACGAGAAAAGGAGCUCUCCAUGUGCUGAGACAGACAGGAUGGAUGGAAACUACAAGAAUAAACCUACAACACCGACUUGUGUGCCACUGAAGAGUGAUGGGUCAAUGCCCCGGAGUGUCAAUUAUAACUCUGGAGAUGAAGAAGCAAGGAAAGUGGUACCAGUCCCAACACAGUCCCCUGCUGGUGGGCCACAGGCAGAGUAUGACCUCAGUCUCCCCCCACUGAUCGAGGACUGGACCAAAGAACACGUCAAAGACUGGCUGAUCAUUAGACUUAGAGUACCACAGAAAAUUGCACAAAAUCUUUAUGAGCAAGAGUUUUCAGGAGCUUGCUUGGUCUCCUAUGACAAAAACGACUUGUUAGAACUGGGUGUUCCACGAGCUCCAGCAAUACUAAUAAUACGACAGGUUGAGAAGCUCAGGAGACAUUUGGAGACUUUUGAGCCAUGUGUGAGAACACCAAAGAGCCAUUAUGAACUCAGCAAACGUGAACUUGGUAAAAGGACAGAGAUGGAGGUUGUGUCAGGAAAUAUGGAUGAAUCUAUAGAAACUGAAACGGUGUCAUCAGAUUCAGGAAUUCAAAGUCUAAGCUCCCUGCAGAUGUUGCAGAUGGCAAGAAACAGAAUAAAAUCUUUAAUAGGUCAGAAGACAACAAAUGACACACAAUUACAUGCUGAAAUUACUGACAGUGCAACAUUUCUACAAUUAAAGAGGCCAAUAUGUCAGAUCAGGCCCUUUGAUAAAAGAAACUCCAACAUCUUCUACAAAGAAAAUUACAUUCUUCCUCCUGUAGCCGGUCCAAGUGAUCUCCUUGACCCUGUGCAUGAGUACCAGUUUCUGCCUACUGCAAAUGAAGCCAGUGAAAGAGAGAUCCUUUAUGAAUUCACAAAAGAAGUAUUCAGUUUUGCUGCGAGCUGCAUGAAUUCACGAACAAAUGGCACAAUUCAUUUUGGAGUGCACAACCAGCCAGGACAGGGACACAGUAAAGUAGUUGGACACAAGAUCACCUCUUUCGAGAAGUAUAGUGAGGUGUUUGAAUCAUGUCUGAGUGAAUACUUUGAAGAAAAGCAUGUAAAUGCUGCCAGAAUGUGCAUCAGGCCUCCAAAUUUUAUACAAGUUCUCUGCGAAGAUGGAACAACUUCAAACAAAUGGGUGAUUGAGGUUGAUGUAGUUCCAACAUAUUCAGAGACACAAGAUCAUAUUUUCUAUACCAUGCUGAGUAUUGCAUCAGCAGAAAAAACGCAACAAUGCAAAACUGAAUGUCUCUUUGUGCGGGAUGGCCUGAGGUCAAUCAACAUUUUAGCAGAUACAAAUCCUCGAAUAUUUCAAGAGAAGAUAAAAGAUUUGGCUGAUAAAGUCCAGUGUUGGGCUUCAGCACGAAAGGCAGCAGAGGAAAAGGAAGAAAAACAACCCUCCGAAGGCCAUCAGGGCCAAAGGUUAAAACAGCUGAUAACUUGUGGAAGAGAUGCAUUCGAGAAUUCCCUUCAAGUUAUUGUUGUCACAGACAAAUGUCAUUCAAGCCAACUGGAGCACUUGGAUUUUCUGAAAGAGAUUAAGUUGUUUGCAGUACUUGAUUUUGAUCCAGAAUCUGAUGUAAAUGGAACAUGCAAUUUUUACAGAAGAGAUCGCAUAGCCAAUCUGCACUACCCAUACAUGUACACUACUCAGGACAGUGUUUCUGCAGUCAUUGGAAAACUGAACUUGUUUAAACAAACAAGUUGGAUUUUCUGCAAUGGACGUGCGGAUGAAGAGUGUGAAACAGACAAGCCACUAACACAAAGCGAAUGGCUUAAAAAACGCUCUGGUGAUGUUAACAACAUGGUUUCAUAUCUUUGCAACCCAGAUUUGCUUUCCAAAGAUAGACUUGUGGUAUUCAUUCUUCACUCAGCAGUAACUGACAUCUCAAGCCCUAUUUUGGAGACCUUCUGUGCAAUCUAUCGCACGCUGGAAGGGGUUGACAAUAUGUUGUGCAUCUGCAAAGACUCCAGUGUAUUCAGGGACUGGCAGCAGCUGAUUGAGAGUCGCUGUAGAGAGGACAUCACUUGUAAAUGCAUCUAUGAACUGAGUCUGAAUGAAAUAUCAAGCACCAUCAAAAAACUUAGAGGACCCCAAACACAAUCUUCCAGGAGAUUCUUGCCAUCCACAGGCUCCAGCUCUGUCCUGCUGGCAAAAAAAGAUGAAGAGCUUAUGACUGUUUUGGAUAUCUUAUGUGAAAAUGAAUGCCAAAACACAGAAAUCGAAACAAAUGAUUCCUUUAAAGAGUUCAAAACGAAGACAGAGGAGGACUUUUACAGAGGAGGGCAAGUCUCAUGGUGGAACUUUUACCUUUCUGAGAUGAAAGGCAGCCUGCCAUUCAUCAAACGAGACAAAUUCGAUGAGCUAUGUGAUCUGAUCACACCUGUGAACGGCUACACAUCUCCAUGUGUUAUGAUCAAUCUCUUCCAUCACCCCGGAUGUGGGGGAACAACUCUAGCAAUGCAUGUUCUUUGGAGCUUGAGGCAUAAAUUCAGAUGCGCUGUUGUUAAAAACGACAUUGCGACAAAUAAUGAAGUUGCAGCCCAAGUCAUGAAACUGCUGACAUAUGGCAAACAGGAGCAGUCAGGAUACACACCUGUUCUCCUCUUGCUGGACAACUGGGAUGAUGUAGACGACCUAAAGCAGUGCAUCCUUGCCAGUGAUAGGAAGCGACAUAACAGUGUAAUGGUAAUCAUUCUGAACUGUGAGAGAACCCAGUUCCCUGAUGAUAGCUCCAAGAAGAGUCGCAUUGCAAAUGUGUUCAUCACCAACAAUCUGUCAAAGAAAGAGCAGAGUUUGUUUUCUGAGAAGCUUCAACAACUCAAGGACUACCAUAAAAAGCCAGACACUUUCUAUGCUUUCAUGAUCAUGACAAAUAAUUUCAGUGAGACUUACAUCAUGAACCUGGUGAGCAACAUUGUUAAACAUCUUGACACCACUACCUCUCAAGGUAGGCUCUUCUCCUUCUUGGCUUUACUAAACACCUACAUCAAUGGAUCCUACAUGUCACUCUCUUUGUGUGAAGAGUUAGUGGGGAUAAGGAACGCUCUGUGGAAGCAAGGAACUCUCGAUGAUGAAAUGAAUCCCUAUUCCACACUGAUGAUCACUUUCACUGUCGAAGAAGAUGGCACCUAUCAAGCAGUACGAUUCUUACACCAAAUGAUUGCUAAGAAGUGUCUUGAAGUUCUUCAGAAAUACAAACUUUCUCUGGCUGAGAUAACUACUAAUGUUUUGCACUGUGACAAACUCUACAAAUCACGCAUGGGAAAGGGGAUCCUGGUCCAAAACAUCCACAGCAUGCUCAUCACACGUCACAGAAAAGUACAAGGAGAUGACAAAGACACUUUGUUUUCUCCAUUGAUUGAAGACAUACAUGAGAAGGAAGGACCUGACAAAAUCAAAGAAGUCUUAGAAAGAGCCACAGAGAGGUUUGACAGAAGUGCAACAAUGCCACAAGCAUUGGCAAGACAUCUCUGCUUGAAAGAAAGAGACUUUAAAUCUGCCCUCAAGUGGGCUUUGGAUGCACAAGGGAAGAAUUCAAAUUCCUACAUUGCAGAUACAGUCGGACAAGUGUACAAGAGCCACCUCAAAAAGGAAAUUGAAGAUUCUAAGGAUCUCACUCCCGAAGCACUUGACAAAUGCCUCACAUUAGGAUUCAAGGCUGUAAAGGCAUUCCAGGAUUCACAGGAGCUAGCCAAGAAAGAUGAACAAGUAGAUCCGUUUGAUCUUCGCAACAAAAGGAAAUCAAAGUCCUACAAUACAUCAGGCUAUGUUGGAGAGACAGAAGUCAUGCUGAUCCUUCUUGAUGUCAUUAAAGAUCUUCCUCUUUUUGGCGUCAGUGACAGACAUAAAAGAGAUAAAAUGCUGCAGUUUCUUAGAGAUCGCCACCCAGUGAGCAGUUUACGUGAUCACAACGACACGACUGUUAACCAGUUUGUGGAUGUCCUGGCAGAACAUGAGAGAUUUCUGAUGUCCUUGAAGACAAGGCUGAAGGAAAUUUUCUUUUUUUUUGAGACCUAUUUCCAUUACCUAAAGCCUAGGUCAACGGAAAGGGAAGCAUCUGAUGAAAGACACAAACGAAAGGUGUCUGAGUACUUCAAAAAGUAUAUUGAAAUAUUCAGUUACUCGGAAGAGGAGAAAGCAUCUGAAAUAGCCAGUAAACCCAAACUGAGUCUCCAUCAGACAAUAGUGGACCAUAGGAACACUCUGGAACUAGAGCGAGCAGACUCAUUUGCUGGACUCCUGCAGUGGUUGAAUGACAAGAGUGGAACGGAAAUGGAGCACAUUCUCAGAAAAUGGCAGUUUAUAUUUGAAAACUCAACCAGAAGAAGUGUUAACGAUACAGUCAACUUCAUUCUGGCAAACAUAAUUCUGCACAAAUUCAAGCCCUCUUCCACAUUGCUGAAAAAAUAUGAAGUCUUGGUUGACCUUCUGAAUGAGGAACUGCAAAAGGAGGGUACUCAUUCAAAACAGACAGAGCUGUACUACCUCUCCAUGCUGCUCAUGUGGCCUACACAAAACCGAAGGCUUGAAAACUCUUCAACAUAUCAAAAUAUCUCCCUGUACGUCACAUCAGCCAAGAAAUCUUUUCAUCGACGCUUCGCUUUCAUGUUUCCAGCAAGAAGUUCUAUUGCUCAUUUCUUUCUUGGGAAAUCCAGUGGACUCAAGCGAAUAGUUUCCAAAGUGGAGCUCGAUAGAAUUUUGAUCAGUGUUUCAGGGAAAAGUCAAUCUCGUACCCUGCACCAUCUCUGGCAGAGUGGUGCAGCAUGGAACGAGCCAGAGGUCCAGAGUAAGCUAUUGAGGGUUAAAGGGAAAUCAGAAAAUGGUGACAUUUAUGUCAACUAUGGUGGAAACCUAAAAAUGCCGGUGCGUCCCGUCUACCUGGGUGAUAUCCGCAGCGGAUACAGUCGGGAAGACGUAUCCUUCUACCUUGGAUUCACCAUGGAAGGUCCUGUGGCCUAUAAUAUUAAGUACGAAAUUGACCAAUGAGAAAAUUUUAACUGGCAGAUGUGAAUAGUUGUUUACUCGCACAAAUUUACAUAAAGAAUAAAGAAUAAGAGCCAUGUUAAAAACUCCAAGGAAUUGGUAAAACCAUGUCAUGAUUAUGAGCUCAUUUUAUAGUACCAUGAACAUAUGGACAUAAAAGCAGUGAAUAUUACAGAUUGUAAACCUACACUCAUAAUCUUGUAGACCAAAAGUCAUUAAAAAAAAAAGGAGUUGCAUGAUCUUCCAAACUAAUAAGUGCAACCUUGGGUUUGUAUUAUUUGUCUUUGGUGGCAUGAUAGUGAUAUUUUCCACAGUUAUAAAAUGGAUUACCAGCUAAGAGGCUAACACUGAACAUUGAGGGUGACCAGCUGUGCGUUACCCUGACUGCCUUUUUUUCAUGGCGUCCAAAUGUUUUGGGAUUGUAACAUUUUAGUUUAUUUUCAUUACAGAGUUAAACAUUACAUCAAACAAUGCUUAGUUGAUAAUAGAUACACUGCACAUUUGAUUUUUUUUUUUUUUUUUGUCAUUUUAUAUUCUUGUAUCAUUUUAACAGUUUUGGAAAAGUGGCCACACAUUUAACAUAAGUUAUUCUAUUACUUUCAGUUAGUCUGUGACGCAGAUGCUGGCCACAUAAGAGAAACUAGUUCCAGGUACUAGUCGGUCUAUCACUGACAUUGUUGUGUGAUAUUCAAGGUCAUUUUUUAAAUAAUUUUUUACUGCAUUAUAUUUGCCAUUGAGAAAAACAUUUUUUAACAUUUAGAAUCUGUGUAUAGUAUUUUCUCAGAGAGUCCUCAAUUAUGGUCUAAUAAGUGUCUUUUACUAAAACUGAGAAUAAUGUGUUAUGGUAUUAUGUCAUGUUUAUCUCUGCUGAGUCACAAUUUGCUUAAUAUGUGUUUGAUGUUCAUUUUUUAAAGAUUUUUGGAUUUUAAAUGGAUAUUUCUAGAAGUGCUAUGUUUAGUGUCAAUGAUGUACAUGUAUACAUUUGAUGCCAUGAUAUGAUACAGAUACUUAAUGUGAAAUUAAAAUCCUGAUAUUUGAGCAUAAGAAGAUCAUUUGUUGUAGCAUAUUACCCGAAUACAUAUCACGCAAAUGUCUAUGCGUUUCUAGCUAUUGAUUUCUGCCAGUAUGGUUGUAGGCAUACAGGACAGUCACAGCUCUCCACCUCCCUCAUCCAAAAAGCAGAUGAACACCUGCAUUGAUAUUUAUGAGGCACCAUUUAUUCAAACACCCAUUAUCACAGUAUAUUGCUCUCUGCAGUUAGCUUGUAAUAAAGCCUAUUACCAUUUUCCUCUUAGAGCGAAAGCUAUUGUCAAGGAAAAUCUAAGUGUUUCUCAAAGAUUUAAUACUUCAAUGAUGUCUCACCGUUCAAAAUAUGUUUGAAUGCUUUUUUAGCUGCAAACAGUUCCAACAAUUCCUCCGUGUACUGCCUGGAGUAUAUUGAAUCACUGUAACAAAUGUGAUAUUAUAUGUUGAUUGCUGUGCAGGCUUCUCUUAUCAAAAUCAAUUGGCACAAACAGUUUUUUAUUAGGGGGGUGUUCAAAGGCUGCAGUGUUGCCAACUUAAUACAUUUGUCGCUAGAUUUAGAGACUUUUUUUCAAAAAAGCACCUAUUGACAAAUCUAGUGACUUUUUGGACAAACCUUAGCUACUUUUUUGUAAAAGACAGUCGCCAGUAAUGCCCCAUGAUUGACACACCUCUGUUCAGUGAGUGGCAUUUAGACAUUCAUACAUGUGAUGUUAGAUAGCUAAAGUGGCAUGUAAUAAAUAUAUUGUGGAAGCAAGAGAAAUACCAAAUACAAAUUUACCUCUAGAGAGUCGUUUUAUUACUUUACAGAAAAUAUAAUUUUUCUAAAUUGUAGUGAUGGCCAGAUGACAACUUGUGAAGCUUUGGGGCUUUCUUUCUUAAGAUUCAAAUUCAUGUGCCUUCAAAUUUGCAGUCUUGUCUUGCAAAGGCAUUGCCAUACUUCUGACAAAGGAAGGUAAAUAGAGGUUAGGUGUUGUACACUAAGCAGAUACUCAUUGUAGUGUUGGGGGAUGACAUUAACUCGUUUGACCACAAGGGGGCACUAUGAGACCUAGUGUGAAGUCAUGUAGACCACAUUUCCACCUCUUUGACUGAGAUAACUGUGACAGGAAAACAAAGGACAAAAUCACUCAAAGUGAGGUUUAAAGGGGCAGAUUGAAGUUGUUGUCAGCUGCAUCCUGUGCGUUUUAUUUGGGUUCUUAAUGUAGAACGUUUCAGUUCAAAAUCACACAGAUAUCAGCCACUGGAGCGUUUUAUAUGUGGUCCUCUUCACAAAAGGCUUAUCAAUAGUUCUCAGUACUGUGUUGCAUUAAUGAGUCAUUCAGUCACAACAACAAGACAGGCCACUACACACAGAAAUUUAUCAAAAACAGUCUCGACAAGCCUUUGGUACCAUUUAAAAAAAAAAAAAAAAAAAAAAAAAAACUCAUUUAACUCUUUUACGUGUACUUUCUGUAAAAAGAGGCAAAGAUUGUCUGAUGUUACUAUUUUGAAUUUACAUGACAUAAGUGGGGAAUAAAUUUGGCAUAAACAGCAUCACUAAUCUUGACUUGAUCUUAUUUUUGUUACACUAUGCUGGAGUACAGUUCAAAGAUUUAAUGUUCAGAUGACAAAUCUACAUUUAAAUCCAAGCCAGUUGCGAUGUUUAUUUCCAGGUGAAUCCCGCUCUGGGACACCGUAGUUUUGAGGUGUGUUAUAACACUGAGCAUGAGGAGUUUAAUUUAUCUUUAUUUUAAGUCAUCUCUGACUGGAUAUUUAUAAAAUUAUAUAAGGAGAAGUGCUAAUUGCCGUUCCCUUUAGUCCACUUGAAAAAACAAAAUUAUAUACUUUAAAUGAGGUGAAUAGAUAAGAUGUCAUUAAAAUAAAAAUAUUUUUAAUGGUGGAGUCUCAUCUUGUUAUACAGCCCUGUGUCAAAUGAUAAAACCUUGUAACCUUUCUUUCAGUUAUUUAGUAUAUAUUGUGCAUUAUGAAAUAUUCCUCACCAUUACCACCUGUAAGAGAUGAAUUGACUCUUCCAGUGAUUGUACAGGACAAAUUAAGAUAACUGCCAACUGAGUAUAGCCUACAUGCAAAAAAAUACCGAUUAUGCUGUAAACAGCAAAUUGACUGAAUGAUUACAAUAAACUCAAUGUUAAAGAAGUGACACCAGUUAUCUCUUUACAUUACGUAUGGGUAUGAAAUUUGGUCUAUUUACAAUGCAUCAGUAUGGGAUGUCAGAACCCUGCUUUCAUUCCCUCAGUCUGCAACAUCACUGUUUACUGUCACCCUGGCAACGGGUUCCGGUUUAGUAGUUAACGUUAGCGUAGCCUGCAGAUUAACAAUGAACAAUUAAAUUGUAAUAUGUAAUUUCUUAACAAAACAAAUAUUAACACCAAUAGCCAUACUAUUAAACACCUUAACCACCUGUCACUUCAUAUCAACCGUUAAUGUAGCGCACGUUACUUAUCGCCGAUAAUUUGAGGAAACAAAACGGCUCAUAAUAGUUUGCGUGCUCUUACUUUGAAAAGCGGAAAUGACGGCGUCAAAAGGCGAUCACAUGAUUUCCGAUGCAGGUCAAUUUUCGAUCAGACCAUAGACUAUACUAUAUAAAAAGGUUCAG